This is a messenger RNA of Talaromyces amestolkiae, 1185 nucleotides long. RefSeq lists its product as uncharacterized. Gene Ontology annotation, cellular component: peroxisomal membrane. NCBI's taxonomy places the organism in Eukaryota, Fungi, Ascomycota, Eurotiomycetes, Eurotiales, Trichocomaceae. The transcript is spliced from 5 exons. Gene Ontology annotation, biological process: peroxisome organization. The coding region runs from base 1 to 1185 and encodes 394 amino acids. The record is from RefSeq and is a predicted model, not a curated record.
AUGUUCGUAGAAAUGGAGUCACAUCGACAAACACUCCGUGAACUCAAAGCAGACGUCCUGCGACCAUCGAAAUGGAUCUCCUCAUAUGAGAACUUUGUGACCAAGAACGUCAACACUGUGAAUCAAGUCGAAUCGGCGCUGCGGUCGCUAACAUAUAUCAUUCCUGGCCGAUUUCGCGAAUCGGAAUUACCUUCAGAAUGCGUGCACUCCGGCGUCCAACUCCUAUCGCUAUACCAUGACUCCCUCGUCUCGCGCGUCAUCUCCCAACUCCCCUCCACCAUCCCACGACCCAUCCCCUCCCCGCAUGCGCGAUACACAAAAUACUGGACCACCAAAUCGCCCCUAUACCGCAAACUCGCCCUCGCGCUACAGAUAAUCCAAUACACAGAAUUACUAUGGGAAAUGACCGCGCGCCGCCGAGGCGAAAAAGUUCGCUGGCGGGUCAUUGCGGCUAUCGAGUUCGCGAAAGCGGUUUGUCGGUUGUUACUGUUGCGAUUGACGAAUUCGAGACCGUUGGUUAGUCCGCCUUUGCCGGAGAGGGAGACUGAUCCUCGUGCCGCGGAGGCGGAGAAGGAGGCUGCUGCGGGAGAUUGGAAUGGGAUGGAUGAGCCAAUUGAAGAGUCGUCGGUGUCUUCAUCGUCAGAAAUUAGCUGGACGAUGCCCCGGACUGGGUUAACACUGCCGAGUCUACCAGAUGCGAGCGACAUAUCAAGCUAUCUCAUCUCCAAAGUGCUUACAGCAGAUGACGUCAAAGCUCCUGCGUCUCUGCUCCAUCGCGUCUCAGGACAGGGCCAAUUCGCGGAGAUUCUCUAUAUACUGAGACCGGUCAUAUAUGCACUAGCGAUGCAGAGAUGGUCCAAGAAUAAGCGAAGCUGGAGUCCGUGGUUGAUUGGGUUUGGUCUGGAGUAUGGAAGUCGACAGCUUGCGAAGAGGGAUCUUGCGGAACGCACUGCUGGCGGUCUGCGCGGGUUGACCGGCUUGGAGAGAGAUGAGUUGAAGAAGAGAGGAUGGGCGAUGGGUUGGUGGAUGAUGCGUGGCGCAUUUUAUGAGAAUAUCACCAGACCAUGGAUUGGAGGAAUCGCCGACAAGCUCAAGGGCAAGCCUAUUCUGGAUAUUGUUGGGGGAUUACUGGAUGACUAUGAAUAUCUCUGGGACAACUAUUAUUUUUCGACCGCCAGCCUCUAA